CUCCCCCCACCUACCUUCCUCCUCCUGAGUUGCUGUCUGGGAUCUGUCCUCACUGAAGGACACCCUCAUUGACUCGCUUUAUGAGGACGCCUUAAUGAAGCGAGACCGCCGCCUGCUGUAGUGUGACCACGGAGAGAGAUUGGCUCACAGAUCAGAGGGAGAGAAACCAGCGAGGAGGAUGUAUGACUGAGAGCGGCGUUACAGGCUACAGGAGGGCUGUCAUUUUUCUUUGUUGAUCUUUUUAUCCAACAAUUCAUUUUUUUUAACCUUUUUUAGAGACUCGAGCGACUCUCAGAUGGAGGACUGAUCAGCUCAAUGUAAGCUGCUUGUGGAGCAUGGGUACAACUGCCAGUGCCGCACCACAGCCUGUUUCCGUAGCACCGCCGCUUGAGAGUGUCCAUGGCAACGGGAUGGCCGACAGCAGGCAGUCUCUGAGCAUGAGCCCCUUUCAGACCGUCAACAUUCACAACAACAAGGCCAAGUCCAUUAUCACCAACAAAGUCGCACCUGUCGUCAUCACGUAUAACUGCAGACAGGAAUUCCAGAUUCACGAUGACAUCCUCAAGACCAACUACAAAGUGGGUCGGAUAUCAGACAGCAUGCCCGAGCACUACCUGGUGCAGGGGGAGUACUUCAUGGUGCAGGAUGUGUACAGCAAGGCAGAUGUCCUAAAUACCACGGGGAGCUAUGGGGCGCCCAACUUCCGGCAAGUCAAGGGAUCGUACCCGCUGUAUGGGAUGGGUCAGCCGAGCCUGAACGGCUUCAAACAGGUCCUCCAGAGGCUCCAAGCGCAGGGACACGAGGAGGUUAUAUUUUUCUGUGUGAGAGAGGAGCCGGUGGUUUUCCUGCACAAGGACGACGACUUUGUGCCGUACACCCCCAGGAGGAAGGAAAACCUGCAUGAGAACCUUCACGGCCUGGGAAAGGAGGAGCUGGUGGAGCGCCUGGAGCUCACCGUCAGGAAGGAGCUCCAUGACUUCGCAAAGCUCAGCGACAACUUCUUCUACGUCUACAACGACAUCGAGUUCUUCAAAGAUGAGCCCCAGAAGAUCACCAUCACAUGUGAGGAGGACAUCCACGUGACAGAGGAGGUCUACAAGAGGCCCAUGUUCACCAUGCCGGCCUACAGGUACUACAGGUUACCACUGCCAACGGAAGGAGCGCCGCUGGAAGAAGAUUUUGACGCGUUUGUUCACAUACUCAGGGAGAGCACCAGCUUGUCUCGGGGACACGAUGCAUCCCGACGGCUGCCCGCUCUGCUCUUCAGCUGCCAGGUUGGAGUCGGACGCACAAACCUCGCCAUGAUCCUGGGCACACUGGUUAUGAACCGUCUGAGGGGGGAUUCACAACCAGAGCUUCAAGCUGAGGAGGCAGCAGCUUCAGAGCCUAAACCACUGUUCCAGGUCAUCCAGACUCUGAUCAACAAGCUGCCUAACGGGCCGCAGGUCAUGGAGGAGGUUGAUCAGGCAAUCGGACUGUGUUCAGAAAUGCACAACAUAAAAGAAGCAAUAUAUGAGAACAAGAGUAAACUGGAAGGGAUUGGAGAAGAUUAUAAAAUUCAGGGAAGCAGUACCAAAGACUACUUUCUCAACAGAACCAUGCAGAGCUUGGAGCGCUAUUUCUACUUGAUUAUAUUUAAUGCAUAUCUACACGAACAGUAUCCUCUUUCCUUCAUGUCCAACUUCAGCCAGUGGAUGUGCUGCAAUGCAUGGCUGUACAGGUUACUGGCCUGCAUGAAUGUAUCAGAGCUGUCAGCCCCGGCAGAGCUGGUCACCAGAGGAGCUCGGGUCCUGGUUGCUGAUGAGCGUUUGGCUCCCGACUUGCUCAGCACAGUGAAGGAGAUGAAGGCGGUCAAUUUCAGACGAGUGCCUAAAAUGCCUGUGUAUGGAGUGGCUCAGCCAACAUCAGAGGCUACCGGAGCAGUUUUGGCUCAUCUGACGGAUGAGAAAAGGAAGCACAGCCAUGUGUUGUGGGUCAACCUGCAGGAGGAGCUGGUGCUAGAAGCGAACGGGCAGAUUUUCACACCAAGGGAGCCUUCAUGUCUUGACCAGCCCAUUGACGUCCAAUCAUCUGCUCCACAAAUAAUUGAGAAACUGGAGACGUCUUUGAAGGAGGAGGUCCUGCGGGCUCAGAAGUGGCUUGAGGUGACGUUGGAGCAGGAGAAACAGAUGAAGAUGUUCAAAAGCUGCCUGACUGUCCAGGAGAUCUUUAACCAGCACAAAAGCUCACACCAAGGCCUCGACUACAAAAGAAUCCCUCUGCUGGACUGCAGCGCACCUAGGGAGGAGGAUUUUGAUAAGCUGUUGGAGGCCAUGAAGAGCUCCUUGGCUGAGGACUCUCACUCUGCCUUCGUUUUUAACUGCUCUAACGGCAAAGGCAGGACCACAACCGGCAUGGUUAUCGCUGUUCUGACUCUCUGGCACUUCAAUGGAUUCCCGGAGUUUGCUGAUGACGAGAUUGUGAGUGUUCCCGAUGCCAAGUACACAAAAGGGGAAUUUGAGGUCGUCAUGCAGAUAGUGCGGCUGCUCCCCGACGGCCACAGGAUGAAGAGAGAGGUGGAUAUGGCCCUGGACUCCGUCAGCGAGACCAUGACCCCCAUGCACUACCAUGUGAGGGAGAUCAUCAUCAGCACGUACAGACAGAUCAAAAGUGGUAAGACGGAGAAGGAACAGCAGCUGCUGUUAAGGAGCCUGCAGUACCUGGAGCGCUACAUUUAUCUCAUCCUCUUCAACACAUACCUGCAUCUAGAGAAGAAAGACUCGUGGCAGCGCUCCUUCUCUCACUGGAUGGAACAGGUGGCUGCCAGAGCCGGAGUUUAUGACAUCCUCAACCAGCUGGGCUUCUCCGAGUUCGAAAACCCGAGGGACACGCCGCUGGCCAGGCUGCGUUACCGCUGGCAACAGAGAAACAUUCAGUCACUUCCUUUCCGUGGGGAGUUCAUCUGAGAGGGGAUCACUGUGAACAAACCAGGACAGUUCUGUGCUAGUCAGAAUGAAAGUUGUUAUGCCUUCUUUAUAUAAUGCAUGUCUUUACCUAAACAUUUUUUUUUUUCAAUCUUACUGCAAUGUUAACAUUCACUGUUUUUAUGCUGAUUUAAGCAGAAUAAUACUUGUAUAUUUAGAAGUUCAUAUUUGUGCCUUUGCCUUGUUUCUGCUAGAACAUAGAAUUUCAUUGAACUAAUAUUUGUAACAUUAUUAUUCUUUUCAAAUCAAGCUUCAAGGAGACACUUUUAAACUUCUGUUGGGACAAGACCAGAGUUAAAUAUUGUUAUGGAGGAGAGAAAUUCCACUGUGUUGCCAGCCAACAAUUUUGGCUGCAUGUCACAACUGUUUGCUGUUGUGCGACCUGAUAUUUUUUCCUGAGCCCUGUCCUUUUCUCCUCAGCACACAGCUGUCAUCAGUGGCUGUGCAUUUUGCUUUCUGUUUUGAAGAGGCUUCCCUGUGUACAUAUGAAGGCUGUUGUUAUUUAAAUGUUAAUGCUACCUUUUGGUUUUUAAAGCUCACGUUGGUGGAUGUUUUUGAGGAAUGUUGCACAAAAGGCUCGAACAUAUCUCUCAGUGUAACUCCAGAAAUCUUUCCAUCCGUUGUACCUGCUUGUUUUAACGUUAAUUUUUGUUUAUCAUGAUACAGGUACUAACAGUAAAGCAUGUCAGUAUUAGAUUUUUUGUUUGUUGCAUUUUUUUGAUUUUACCUUAGAGCUAUAAAUGUGUCCGUGUAUUUUUGUUUUAUAAACAAAAAUUGCAAUCGUAACACUUUUCUUAUGUGAUGUUGACGGACCAGAUAUGUGAUCGUUUUUAUUCCGCGGCAUUCUUCCAUGCCAAAACCUGGAGCCUACAUUACCCACAAGGCAACUUGGCUAUAAACUGUGGUUGGGGCUUAUGCCAGAAACGGCCAAUGUAGCCCACAGUUGCUAGCCUUAACUAGAGAUGAAGAGUGGCUAACUCUCCAAAGUUGUGUUUAGCUCACACAGCAACCUCCAGACAAAUGAAGCUAAGUACAAAAAACCUGCAGUUCCUUGAUUGUCCACUUGAGGCAAGCUUUAAAUUCCCCAGAAGUUACAUACAGACCUAUUACUAAAACGCCCAUUUCUACAGCAGAAACUGAAUUUGGUGUCAUUAGCUCAUUUCUAUAUCAGCACACACUACUGUUUUGUUUUAUUUUUUUAUUAUAACUCAUCGGUUGUGAUUGGAUGAAGGAUAUGAGGGUGUGGCUGAUCUGGCUGAUGGAAGGGCAAGUUGUAGCUGUAUCUCAGGUGGUGUAAGGCCCAUCUCAGCUUGAGCUCUUUGCCAGUUAACAAGUCGUCCCAAAGAAAGUUUGAGACAGCAUUUCCAAUAUGGCGACCGCCAUCGAUAGACUUUGAAAGUCUGCUUCAAAAACUAAUGGGUGAAGUCACUGGGACAGUUUACGGCUGUGGCGAUGAAUCAGAUUCCACUCAGCUACCUAUAAAAGACUUCCUACAACGAUUUCACACGUCCGCUCAUACUCCUCCACACUUUGACGUGUGACGUACAGUAGAAGGAGUUCCUCUUCAGUUAUCUCGGCUCUCGCAGACUCCACUACCACUGGCAGGAUGCAGUUAUGGCGCACAGCCAGGCCUGCAAAUACUUUGUGCAAGUGGGGUUAUAAUCACUCUUGACUAAUUGACAGGGCAUACGUACGCUUUAACACAUCUUAUUCAUGCUGGUGGAAUAAUUGGAGGGAAUCAAAAAGCUGCGUGAUUGAUUCCUUAGAUCAAUAAUUAAUUAAUUCCAUUGUUAGCCAAACGGAGCAACAUUUACGCAUUUGUUAUUGUCCAACACAUUCCUCUCAUUGUUAAGAAAUUCUACAUGUCUGGAAUGAUUUUAACUGUACAGUGUUUCCUUUUCAACACAUUUUUUUGUUUUUACUUUUUAAUUUGCUAAUAAUUUGUUUAGUUGUAGUGUAACUUUAAACUGCAAAUGUGCUUUCAAAAUCAUAAUUCCUGCCUUAAGCCCACAAAUCCAGAAGAGAAGACAUCCUUCCUUUUAGAUGUCACAUCGGCCUUGAAAACCUGCUCUGUAUAUAAUUAAUGAAAUCGAAGUCCAAGAGAAUUACUCUAAAACUCUGAUUUUUAUGACUUAAAACUCGGCAACAUACACGCGCAGAAUGUAACACUGUGAUGUGUUUGCUAUAUUUUCCCUUUACUCACUUUAUAUACCAUUCUUGUACUAUUUUGUUGGGGGGGGGGGGGGCUUAAAUAAAAGAUUUCAGAGUCCA
Labrus mixtus (cuckoo wrasse) is the source of this 5234-nucleotide messenger RNA. It is a transcript of the gene pald1a, whose product is annotated as phosphatase domain containing paladin 1a. The record is from RefSeq and is a predicted model, not a curated record. Lineage: Eukaryota; Metazoa; Chordata; Actinopteri; Labriformes; Labridae. The transcript has 20 exons. Bases 336 to 2945 code for a protein of 869 amino acids.